Mesitornis unicolor (brown roatelo) is the source of this 1106-nucleotide messenger RNA. It is a transcript of the gene CLDND1, whose product is annotated as claudin domain containing 1. Gene Ontology annotation, cellular component: membrane. Lineage: Eukaryota; Metazoa; Chordata; Aves; Mesitornithiformes; Mesitornithidae. The coding region runs from base 166 to 921 and encodes 251 amino acids. The record is from RefSeq and is a predicted model, not a curated record. The transcript has 5 exons.
CACUUUUUGUGAGCUGGUGGUGUUGAAGCUGAAUGAAUGGAACAGUUAGGGCAGAUAGGAAACUUGCAUUUCAUGCUCUCCACAAACAGCGCUGUGUCUCUGAAGUGAUCUGGAAUCCCUGCAGCCCUGUGUCCUGAGAGGCUCUGAGGAACUCUGAAGGGCGCAAUGAUGGAUAACCGCUUUGCUACAGCACUAGUCAUUGCCUGUGUUCUCAGCCUCAUCUCCACCAUCUACAUGGCUGCUUCCAUUGGCACCGACUUUUGGUACGAAUACCACACCCUGUCCCCAGCUGAGAAUGUUAGUGAAGCUGGUAGGAGCAUCUGGGAGGAAUUUGUCAGCGAAGAGGCAGAUGAGAAGACCUACACAGAUGCGCUUUUCCGGUGCAACGGCACGGUUGGAUUGUGGCGGAGGUGUAUCACUGUACCCAAAAACUCCCACUGGUACAGCCCACCAGAAACUGAUAUGACUACAAAUUGCAUCAGUUUUUCCCUCUCUGAUCAGUUUAUGGAAAAGUAUGUAGAGCCUGGAAAUCACAAUAGCGGCCCAGAUCUGAAUCGGACUUAUCUCUGGCGACUGCAGUUUCUCCUGCCCUUUGUCAGCCUCGGCCUCAUGUGCUUUGGGGCUCUGAUUGGGCUCUGUGCUUGUGCCUGUCGCAGCCUUUACCCUGCCAUUGCCACUGGAGUCCUCCAUUUCCUAGCAGGGCUUUGUACGCUGGGCCUGGUUGGCUGCUAUGUAGCUGGGAUUGAGCUGCUCCAUAAGAAGCUGCCGCUGCCUAAAGAUGUGAGGGGUGAAUUCGGCUGGUCCUUCUGCCUGGCCUGUGUCUCGGCACCUUUGCAGUUUAUGGCAGCUGCUCUUUUCAUCUGGGCGGCUCGCACCAACAGAAAGGAAUUCACUCUCUUGAAAGCAUACCGUGUAGCAUAAGUGCUGCUACCAGAGUAUUGGAUUUCCACGUUAUAGCCUCUUCUCCUGCCAACCCUUACUAUUUUUUUUUUCUUUUAGAGUUUUACCUUGUACUGCAUGCUUCUUGCCAGUUGAGGCAAUUAGCCUGCAGGCCCUGAAGACAAAGACCUCUGGGCUAAAUGGCCAAACUCUGCCAGAAGUCUGCA